AUGGAAGCCGUAAAAUAUUUUAUAAACAAGGUGGUAGAGACGACACAACUAAUUUUGGAAGAAGAAGAGGAGGAGGUAUCGUCACAACCACGAAACAGGAACCCACACAUCGAGCGAGACCGAGAAAGUGCUAACCAAAGAUUAUUCGCCGAUUACUUUGCCGACGAGCCGUUGUACUCGGAGGCUAUUUUUAGACGCCGUUUCAGAAUGAGUCGUCGACUCUUCUUACGUAUUGCCGACGAUUUAGCCGCUUAUCACCCGUUUUUUACCUUGCGACCCGAUGCUAGAGGCAAAAUGGGCUUCACCACCUUACAGAAAUGCACUGCGGCGAUUCGUCAACUAGCUUAUGAGACGGCAGCCGAUGCUUGGGACGAAUACUUAAAGAUGUCCGAAAGAACUGCUAGAGAAUGUUUAUACAAGUUUUGCAAAUUUGUGGUGAGGCUCUACAGCCAAAAAUAUUUGCGAAAACCGCAUUACAAUGACGUCCAAAAUUUGUAUCAACACCACAAAGCAAGGCACGAUUUUCCAGGCAUGCUCGGGAACAAUGAUUGCAUGCAUUGGGCAUGGCGGAAUUGUCCUACCGCUUGGCGAGGAAUGUAUACGCGAGGCGAUCAGGGACAUCCAACAAUAAUUCUAAAAGCUGUUGUGUCUCAAGACCUAUGGAUUUGGCAUGCUUUCUUUGGGAUUCCUGGUUCGAAUAACGACAUCAACGUUCUACAAAAUUCUGAGGUUUUUUACGAUGUUAUAAAAGGGAUUGGUCCUGAUACGAGGUUUACGGUUUUGGGAGUGGAGUACAGACGCGGGUAUUAUCUUGCCGAUGGAAUAUACCCACAAUACUCUACAAUUGUUAAAACGGUUAGGCAUCCUUCAGAUGAAAAAAGAAAGAAAUUUGCCAAGUUUCAAGAAGCGGCUAGAAAAGAUAUUAAACGGUUUUUUGGGGUUCUCCAACAAAGAUGGCAUAUUAUUGAAAACCUAGCACGCGCUUUUACACCCAAAACGUUGUGA
This is a messenger RNA of Helianthus annuus (common sunflower), 1005 nucleotides long. RefSeq lists its product as uncharacterized. Lineage: Eukaryota; Viridiplantae; Streptophyta; Magnoliopsida; Asterales; Asteraceae. The coding region runs from base 1 to 1005 and encodes 334 amino acids. The record is from RefSeq and is a predicted model, not a curated record. The transcript has 2 exons.